UUUUCAAAUACCAUCAAGGACAAUAUUCCAAAGUUUCUCCAAAUGCCUAAGAAUGCCGAAGUUCAUAUUUGGCACGGAAAAUACCCCGUUGCGGGUAUAUGUGAAAAUAGGCAAUUUCGUCUGAAGGGGCUGCAAGAACAACUAUCAAAACUUGGAUAUGCUGUUUAUUUACACGGCCUCAGUGAUUUCUACGAAAUUGUGGAAAUCUUAGUCAAUGGGGAAAUAGUCUAUCGCUGCAAGAUAAAUGAUUUCCAGUUCGGUAGGCUCAAAGUCUCAAACUAAUAGUGUAUUUAGGGGGUGAUGGAGAACUUGAUCCACUGUGCAAAGCCAUUGUUGAUAGCGUAAAGAAUGCUUACUAAUAAAUUUUACGUUUUUCUCACUGGCUGCGAGCGAAGUGGGUCUUCUUGAUAGAAUAUAUUUCUUUGGUUUAGCCUACAAGCCAGCAGACUUGUAAAGAAAUGACACUUCUCUUCAUAUCAACAUCAAACCAUUUUAAAUCAACUCUGUUUUAUAUCCUUAGCAAACAGAAAGCUGUUUCAUUAAUUUUCAUUGCAGUCUUAACGCUGGUACGGUGGCUAGUUAUAACUAUCAAUCCUGGUGGAUUUAAAUAGAAAGUCCUUUCAAUCAUUUUCAGGAAUAAUGACGAUAGAAAGAAGUCCUGUAUCAAUCCCUGUAAGUCACUGUACAAUUUAGAUUUCAUAAAAUCUUGAUCGAACCAAAUAUAA
Messenger RNA from Heterobilharzia americana, 725 nucleotides. NCBI's taxonomy places the organism in Eukaryota, Metazoa, Platyhelminthes, Trematoda, Strigeidida, Schistosomatidae. The record is from the annotation of a GenBank genome assembly.